Messenger RNA from Microplitis demolitor, 533 nucleotides. Its product is annotated as sodium/calcium exchanger regulatory protein 1. Bases 89 to 496 code for a protein of 135 amino acids. NCBI's taxonomy places the organism in Eukaryota, Metazoa, Arthropoda, Insecta, Hymenoptera, Braconidae. The transcript has 4 exons. Gene Ontology annotation, cellular component: nucleus; cytosol. Gene Ontology annotation, biological process: fatty acid transport. Gene Ontology annotation, molecular function: fatty acid binding. The record is from RefSeq and is a predicted model, not a curated record.
AUCUGCGCGUUUUAUACAGCAGGUCGUUUUAUAUAUUUCCGUGUGUUAUAUAUACAGAUAUAUUAUUUAAAGUGUAUAUAUAUUUGAAAUGAGUAAAAUUGUCGGAAAAUAUCAGCAUGAAAGAAGUGAAAAUUUAGAUGAAUAUUUCAAAACUCUUAAUCUCCCUUAUCUCGUAAGAAAAAUGAUAUAUAUAUCAAAUCCAAGAAAAGAAAUAACAAAAGAAGGUGACAAAUGGAUUAUUAAAAAUAUAACAAUUAUGAGAACUCAAGUGUGGGAAUUUUUGUUAGAUACAGAGUGGGAAGAAGUUAUGCCUUCUGGUGUUACAUUAAAAAACACUACUACUAUUGAAGGUGAUACUCUUAUUAUUGUUUCAAUAACCGAAGACGGAAAUAAAGUAACUAGAAGAUAUGAUUUUGAUGAUAACGGUAUCGUACUAACUAUGUCGCAUGAAAAAACUGAUCUAGUUGCUAAGCGAUACUUUAAAAGAAUAUCAUAACUAUCGUGUAUUUGAAAUAAAAUAUUUCCUCACAGAA